AUAUUUGUGUUGGGCUCUUCUGCGUUUUGCUCGCCUUCACCUUCGGAGAACACGCGGCGGCGAGUGACCGUGAGGCGAGAUGGUGCAGCGGUUAACCUACCGGAAGAGGCACAGCUAUGCCACGAAAUCGAACCAGACCAGGGUCGUCAAAACCCCUGGUGGGAGACUUGUGUACCAGUACACCAACAAGAGAGCGAGCGGGCCGAAAUGCCCUGUGACUGGCAAGAGAAUCCAAGGGAUUCCUCACCUAAGACCUACCGAGUACAAGAGGUCUAGGUUGUCCAGAAACCGGAGGACUGUGAACCGGGCUUAUGGUGGGGUCUUAUCUGGAAGCGCAGUCAGGGAAAGGAUUAUCCGGGCCUUUUUGGUCGAAGAGCAGAAGAUUGUCAAGAAGGUUUUGAAGAUCCAGAAGGCCAAAGAGAAGCAAACCUCAAAGAGCUAAGGCAUGAAAGAAACGCCAAAUACUUUUUUGAGUUAUUGAUUUAUCUAGAAGAUUUUUGUUUUGACACAUAAAGUUUGGUGAGGGUGCUAUCCUAUAGUGCUAUUAUUGAUCUGUUCAUUAGAAUUUUUUUGGGAUGAUCUGUUCUCAUGCUUGCUUUAUUAUGGUUGUACUUUAUGUUUGAACUAAUUAACUUUCUUGAAUUGUUAGUCAAAUAUUGCUUUAUGUGCUUUUGAUUC
Molecule: messenger RNA, 678 nt
Organism: Musa acuminata AAA Group (dessert banana)
Lineage: Eukaryota; Viridiplantae; Streptophyta; Magnoliopsida; Zingiberales; Musaceae
Product: large ribosomal subunit protein eL34-like
Exons: 4
Coding region: 80-442 (120 amino acids)
Biological process (GO): ribosome biogenesis; translation
Cellular component (GO): cytosolic large ribosomal subunit; ribosome
Molecular function (GO): structural constituent of ribosome
Source: RefSeq, a predicted model, not a curated record